AUGGCCGAAACAAUCCUCUUCUGGGACUUCUCUGGAUGCCCGGUCCCUGAGGGUCUCCCCGUUAAUAAUGCUGUUUCAAACAUUGAAUAUUCGAUUCGUGUUACGGGUUGCCGUAAUCUGAUGAUGUCAAGAUCAUUCUUUGUUUAUUGUGACGCUUUUAAGAUGUGUGAUGUCUUGGGGAAUAUCUAUUUCCCAUUCCCCAUGCGACACGCAGGCACUAAAGAAGAGAGACGCAAGAAGGUUUUCGUGGACUUUAUGGGCAAGGCUAUUGGCCAUCGUCAACCAUUAAAUCUGGUGGUAAUCAUGGAGGACAUCUCAGAACACCCGGAGAUCCUCCAUGCUCUUGAGUUUUGCAAAGGGAGAAAAAAUAUCAAUAUUCUUUUAUCACAGCCACGUCUUGACCUGAUAUCAAAGGAGCUACUUAGUUCUGUCGGAGCAUUAUGGCUUUGGAAUAGCCUAUGUCUCGCAGAAUGCCCUUUAACAGCAGAAGACAUUGAAGGAAAAGGAGAAGGACACAUCAAAGGAGAAGGAAGGAGAAGGCAAAGGCAAAGGCAAAGGCAAAGGAGAAGGAUACUAGGAGCUCAGCUCCGAGGAGUCUAA
Brassica napus (rape) is the source of this 600-nucleotide messenger RNA. RefSeq lists its product as uncharacterized. The transcript has a single exon. The record is from RefSeq and is a predicted model, not a curated record. Bases 1 to 600 code for a protein of 199 amino acids. Gene Ontology annotation, biological process: regulation of gene expression. Gene Ontology annotation, cellular component: peroxisome. Lineage: Eukaryota; Viridiplantae; Streptophyta; Magnoliopsida; Brassicales; Brassicaceae.